Molecule: messenger RNA, 318 nt
Organism: Paracoccidioides brasiliensis Pb18
Exons: 1
Coding region: 1-318 (105 amino acids)
Source: RefSeq, a predicted model, not a curated record
AUGACGACCAAAGGCGCAGCUGCUGCUGACCAAAGCCAAAGGGGACAACAGGGUUGGGAACUUGGGAUAGCGUGCAAUGUUCAUUUCCCCCUGGCUACCAUUCGAAACGUACUGGUAGCCUUCAGAUCAAAACUAGUUACUCAUCUAGGUCGGUGGAUAGGAGAUCUGAUAUUCAAGGCUCGGGCACCCCGUCCGGAAUUUACUCUCCAGGGCAAAUGCCGCUUCUUAGCUGUUGAGCGGUGGGGCCUGGUGAGGGAGAUAAUGCGACAUGACCAUAUACAUGGCAUGGCUUUCGACCAUUUCGAGAAUUCUUUAUAG